This is a messenger RNA of Saimiri boliviensis boliviensis (Bolivian squirrel monkey), 1406 nucleotides long. RefSeq names its product ORAI calcium release-activated calcium modulator 2 (gene ORAI2). Gene Ontology annotation, cellular component: membrane. Gene Ontology annotation, biological process: store-operated calcium entry. Gene Ontology annotation, molecular function: store-operated calcium channel activity. The record is from RefSeq and is a predicted model, not a curated record. NCBI's taxonomy places the organism in Eukaryota, Metazoa, Chordata, Mammalia, Primates, Cebidae.
UCCCCAGAGCACGACCCAGGCGUGGUCCCGGGUGGGGCGCCACUCCCUGAGGAGGCGCCGCCAGCCCCGCCCUCCCGGCCCGGCAAGUGACGUGGCCGCGGCUCCCCCGCGGACGGGGUCACGUGGCGGCGGCGCCCGGUUGCCUUGACAGCGGCUGCGGCGGCUGCGGGGGCGGAGUGGAGGCGGGGCCGGGGGACCCCGGGCAACCGGCGGAAGGAGGGAGGGGGCCGUGCUCGGCGCCCCGGCCCGGCCACUGGGCCACGGGCCACAGGCCACGCGGCCACGCAGCCCGAGCGGGAGCAGAGCCGGGCGGGGUGAGGGCAGCUCCGGGAAGAGACGUCCCAGGGAUGGAAGUGCCUGGAGGUGGUGCUGCUAGCUGUGGAUGUGUGCGAGGAGAUGGGACCGAGAGCCCGAGCUGGCAUUCGUAUAAAUGACCUGCCUGGCUCCCACCAUGAGCGCUGAGCUCAACGUGCCUGUUGACCCCUCCACUCCUGCCUGCCCUGAGCCCGGCCACAAGGGCAUGGAUUACCGGGACUGGGUCCGCCGCAGCUACCUGGAACUGGUCACCUCCAACCACCACUCGGUGCAGGCCCUGUCGUGGAGGAAGCUGUACCUGAGCAGGGCCAAGCUGAAGGCUUCCAGCAGGACCUCCGCCCUCCUCUCCGGCUUCGCCAUGGUGGCCAUGGUGGAGGUGCAGCUGGAGACGCAGUACCAGUACCCGCGGCCGCUGCUGAUCGCCUUCAGCGCCUGCACCACCGUGCUGGUGGCCGUGCACCUGUUUGCCCUCCUCAUCAGCACCUGCAUCCUGCCCAACGUGGAGGCCGUGAGCAACAUCCACAACCUGAACUCCAUCAGCGAGUCCCCGCACGAGCGCAUGCACCCCUACAUCGAGCUGGCCUGGGGCUUCUCCACCGUGCUCGGCAUCCUGCUCUUCCUGGCCGAGGUGGUGCUGCUCUGCUGGAUUAAGUUCCUCCCCGUGGACGCCCGACGCCAGCCUGGCCCCCUGCCCGGCCCCGGCAGCCACACAGGCUGGCAGGCCGCCCUGGUGUCUACCAUCAUCAUGGUGCCCGUGGGCCUCAUCUUCGUGGUCUUCACCAUCCACUUCUACCGCUCCCUGGUGCGCCACAAAACGGAGCGCCACAACCGCGAGAUCGAGGAGCUGCACAAGCUGAAGGUGCAGCUGGACGGGCACGAGCGCAGCCUGCAGGUCGUGUGAGGGGCCGGCCCGGGGCCGGGGGUGCAGUGGGGGUGCGGUGGGCCUGCGCCCCGGAGCCCGCAUCGGCGGGCAUUUGUUAGAUGCAGAGAUUUUUGAAAGGCUGCCGGGUGGUUGAAGACCAAAGUUUUCCCAGGGCACCGUGCCUCACGCCUGUCAUCCCAGCACUUUGGGAGGCCGAGGCGGGCGGAUC